CAACGAGAAAAACGACAAAGUUGUUGCACAAAAUCAAUCUGUCCAAACUCUCUGAACAAACGACCUUGAUAGUCUUGUUCUGGUUCCAAGUACCAGUCAUACUUUUCCUACUUUCCUCUAUUCGGGACUGAUUUCUUAUUCGAUUUCCAUUUCUCUACCAUCUCUUAGAGCCAGAGCGAGAGAGAAAUGGCGUUAAGUUUAUCGUCGACGGUGUUUGCAGUUUCUGUCCCGUCAGUGAAAGCAACAAGUUGCUCUAAAAGCUUGGUCUCAUUCGGCUCGUCAAAGUUAAAUCCUUUGCGUUUCAAUUCAAUCCUCUCUUCACGUCGAUUGCUUUCCAGUAAUUUGAAUAAAAUCAAAUCGAAAACUUUGCAAGAGAAUGAGGAGAAAGUGGUGGUGGAGGAGUCAUUUCCAUCAAAAGCAAUUACUGAUGGUGAGGAGCAACGAGGCUGUGGAGAGCUUCCGGAGACUCAAUCGUCUAGUACAUUGGAGAAAUGGGUUAUUAAGAUUGAACAGUCUGUGAAUAUCUUUCUCACGGAGACGGUGAUAAAGAUACUUGAUACUUUGUACCAUGAUCGAGAUUAUGCAAGAUUCUUUGUACUGGAAACUAUUGCGAGAGUUCCCUACUUUGCCUUUAUUUCUAUUCUACACAUGUAUGAGAGUUUUGGUUGGUGGAGAAGGGCAGAUUAUCUGAAAGUGCAUUUUGCAGAGAACUGGAAUGAGAUGCACCAUUUGCUUAUAAUGGAAGAAUUGGGGGGCAAUGCUUGGUGGGUUGAUCGCUUUCUUGCUCAACAUAUAGCAAUUUUCUAUUAUCUUAUGACAGUCUUCAUGUAUGCUUUAAGCCCAAGAAUGGCAUAUCACUUUUCUGAGUGUGUGGAGGGUCAUGCAUUUGCAACUUAUGACAAAUUUAUCAAAGCCCAUGGAGAGGAUUUGAAAAAAAAGCUGGCCCCUGCUGUUGCUGUAGAAUACUACACCAAGGGGGACUUGUAUUUGUUUGAUGAAUUCCAAACAUCCAGGCCUCCCAAUACUCGAAGGCCGAAAAUAGAGAAUUUGUAUGAUGUGUUUGUAAACAUCCGAGAUGAUGAAGCUGAACAUUGUAAGACAAUGAAAGCCUGUCAGACGCAUGGGAAUCUUCGUUCUCCUCAUUCAUAUCCGGAGGGUGCAUUCGAAGAUGAGUUUGGCUGUAUUGUUCCUGAGAAAGAUUGCCAAGGAAUUGUCGAUUGUGUAGUGAAAUCUGUUUCAUCCUCAUCCUCAUCAGAGAGCCGGAUAGACAUAUGAGAAACUAAUACUGGGAAAUUUACUUUUAUUACUCGAGCCGCAGAAGAAUACAUAGACACAGCACAUAUACAUGUUUUGUUUCAGAAUAUGGAUUCACCUAAGAAUACUUGGUGAAGAGUUUACUCCACAAAAUAUCUUCGUAGGUACAGUGGGCUCCAUUUUGUACAAUGAAGUUAUCUUGUAAGAGGACGUGAGCAACACCAUUAUUUCAAGGAGUUAAUAUACUGUUUUUCCUGUGAUCUUGAUUC
Molecule: messenger RNA, 1523 nt
Organism: Tripterygium wilfordii
Lineage: Eukaryota; Viridiplantae; Streptophyta; Magnoliopsida; Celastrales; Celastraceae
Product: ubiquinol oxidase 4, chloroplastic/chromoplastic-like
Exons: 9
Coding region: 187-1275 (362 amino acids)
Biological process (GO): alternative respiration
Cellular component (GO): mitochondrion; thylakoid
Molecular function (GO): alternative oxidase activity
Source: RefSeq, a predicted model, not a curated record